GUCGCGGCUAGACGCUCUGUCUGACCAUUGUACGUUUGAUCGUGCUCCCGUCGAGAGAUCCCAGUGCUGUAAAGAUGAGGGAAAUCGUACAUCUUCAGGCCGGCCAGUGCGGAAACCAGAUUGGAGCUAAGUUCUGGCAGGUGAUCUCAGAGGAGCACGGUAUCGACCCCACGGGCAAGUACCAAGGAACUUCCGACCUACAGCUCGAACGCAUCAACGUCUACUACAAUGAAGCUUCUGCGAGCCGACACGGAAGCUGUGGAAAGUACGUUCCUCGUGCCAUCCUACUGGACCUGGAGCCUGGGACUAUGGACUCCGUAAGGUCAGGUGAAUACGGAGAGUUGUUCCGUCCAGAUAACUUUGUGUUCGGCCAGAGCGGCGCAGGCAACAACUGGGCCAAGGGUCACUACACGGAGGGGGCAGAGCUGGUGGACGCUGUGCUGGAUGUGGUGCGGAAGGAGGCGGAGAACUGUGAUUGUCUGCAGGGUUUCCAGCUAACCCACUCCCUGGGAGGCGGAACUGGAUCAGGACUUGGGACUCUUCUUAUCUCCAAAAUACGGGAAGAGUAUCCUGACAGGAUCAUGAACACAUACUCUGUCAUGCCCUCGCCCAAGGUUUCAGACACUGUAGUUGAGCCUUACAACGCCACCCUCUCAGUACACCAGCUGGUAGAGAACACAGACGAGAGCUAUUGUAUAGACAACGAGGCUCUCUAUGACAUUUGCUUCAGAACUCUCAAGUUGACCAACCCCACCUACGGCGACCUCAACCAUCUGGUGUCAUUGACCAUGUCCGGAGUCACCACCUGCCUCAGGUUCCCGGGCCAGUUGAAUGCAGAUCUCCGCAAGCUGGCAGUCAACAUGGUGCCUUUCCCCCGUCUUCACUUCUUUAUGCCAGGGUUCGCUCCUUUGACAGCACGUGGCAGCCAGCAAUACAGAGCUCUCAGUGUCCCUGAGUUGACUCAACAGAUGUUUGAUGCCAAGAACAUGAUGGUAGCUUGUGAUCCUCGUCAUGGCCGCUAUCUAACGGUUGCUGCUAUCUUCAGAGGGCGAAUGUCAAUGAAGGAAGUCGAUGAACAGAUGCUCAAUAUCCAGAACAAGAACUCGUCCUACUUUGUAGAAUGGAUUCCGAACAACGUCAAGACAGCAGUGUGUGACAUUCCACCGAUGGGGCUGAAGAUGUCCUCAACAUUCAUCGGAAACACGACAGCCAUCCAGGAGCUAUUCAAGAGGAUAUCCGAGCAGUUCGCCGCUAUGUUCCGUAGGAAAGCUUUCUUACAUUGGUACACAGGCGAGGGAAUGGACGAAAUGGAGUUCACUGAGGCUGAAUCUAACAUGAACGAUCUCAUCUCUGAAUACCAACAGUAUCAGGAAGCGAGUGCGGAGGAUGAGUUUGACGAGAACCUCGAAGACAAUGAGGAAAACGCCCAAGCUCAGUACGACGACUGAGUGAUAUGAGAGGAGAAAAAGAAGAGGUGGAGUUUUUUAACUGCUUUAGUGCCUUAAAUAAAUGUAUAGAGGAGGUCAACUGUAUUUUGUAUUGUAAAUCAUUAUUAUGUGUAGUUUGUAUAAUUAAAGAAGAUAUUAUAACUUGUUGCAUUUAAAGUGUAUUUCGGAAUCUACUGCACCAGAUUCAAAUGAACAACUAAAGGUCUGGUCACCUAUUGGUCAAAAAUGUAAAAACUUAAUGAAGACUGCCAAAGAGAAUCAUAUAAAAACUAUUCAUGUAUUUAUCAUUUCAAAAAUGUGCUUGUUUGAAUGUUAAGUUAAUUAAAUGAUUGUAGUUUAAGUGUAAUUUAUUUUAGAAUUAAGGAAGUUGUCGACUUCAUUACAGAUUAUAUUUAUACUUGUUUUAUACUUUUUCACAUUUUGUGUCAAUAAA
Macrosteles quadrilineatus (aster leafhopper) is the source of this 1881-nucleotide messenger RNA. Its product is annotated as tubulin beta chain-like. Gene Ontology annotation, biological process: microtubule cytoskeleton organization; mitotic cell cycle. Bases 75 to 1448 code for a protein of 457 amino acids. Gene Ontology annotation, cellular component: microtubule; cytoplasm. The transcript is spliced from 9 exons. The record is from RefSeq and is a predicted model, not a curated record. Gene Ontology annotation, molecular function: GTPase activity; structural constituent of cytoskeleton; GTP binding. Lineage: Eukaryota; Metazoa; Arthropoda; Insecta; Hemiptera; Cicadellidae.